Messenger RNA from Manis pentadactyla (Chinese pangolin), 2392 nucleotides. It is a transcript of the gene CNDP1, whose product is annotated as carnosine dipeptidase 1. Gene Ontology annotation, biological process: proteolysis. The transcript is spliced from 13 exons. NCBI's taxonomy places the organism in Eukaryota, Metazoa, Chordata, Mammalia, Pholidota, Manidae. Bases 200 to 1654 code for a protein of 484 amino acids. Gene Ontology annotation, cellular component: cytosol. Gene Ontology annotation, molecular function: metallodipeptidase activity. The record is from RefSeq and is a predicted model, not a curated record.
GAGCCUGUUUUUUGGUUUGGUUUUUUUUAAAAUCCUGUCAUGGGGAGAUAAACUAGGCCAAUAAAGCAUUUCUUUUCCAUAUCAUGACAAAUUUAUCAGAGCAGACACAGGCAGAGCAGCCUCUGUAAAGCAGUCACCCGGGACUCCAGACGCCUUGGCAUCCUCUUCCCUUGCCUUCCUGCUGCUGCUGGAGGGAGGCAUGUUCUCCCCGUCCUCGCCGCCUGACGGGCUACAGGAGAGGGUCUUCCAAUACAUUGAUCUCCAUCAGAAUGAAUUUGUACAGACGCUGAGGGACUGGGUGGCCGUGGAGAGUGACUCGGUGCAGCCCCUGCCCCACCUCCGACGGGAGCUCCUCCGGAUGAUGGCCCAGGCUGCAGACAAGCUCCGGCACCUGGGAGCCACCGUGGCCUCUGUGGACCUGGGAUCUCAGCAGCUGCCUGAUGGUCAGACUCUCCCAAUACCUCCCAUCGUCCUGGCUGACCUGGGGAAUGACCCCAAGAAGCCCACCGUGUGCUUCUAUGGCCACCUGGACGUGCAGCCAGCUAGGCCAGAAGAUGGGUGGCUCACGGACCCCUACGAGCUCACGGAAGUGGAUGGGAAACUUUAUGGACGAGGAGCCACAGACAACAAAGGCCCUGUGUUGGCGUGGAUCAAUGCUGUGAGCACCUUCAGAGCCCUGGAGGAAGACCUCCCUGUGAAUACCAAAUUGAUCCUUGAAGGGAUGGAAGAAGCCGGUUCUAUUGCCCUGGAAGAACUUGUCCAAAAAGAAAAGGACCGGUUCUUUGCCGGUGUAGACUACAUCGUCAUUUCAGAUAAUCUGUGGCUCAGCCGGAGGAAGCCCGCACUCACCUACGGAACCCGAGGGAACAGCUACUUCACUGUGGAGGUGAAAUGCAGAGAUCAGGACUUCCAUUCGGGAACCUUCGGUGGUAUCCUCAACGAACCGAUGGCCGAUUUGGUCGCUCUCCUCGGUAGCCUUGUGGACUCAUCUGGCCACAUUCUGAUUCCUGGAAUCUAUGACCACGUGGCUCCUCUUACUGAGGAGGAAAGGAACAUGUACAAAGCCAUAGAUUUGGACCUGGAAGAAUACCGGAAUAGCAGCCAGGUUAAGAAAUUUCUGUUUGACACCAAGGAGGAAAUUCUGAUGCACCUGUGGAGGUACCCUUCUCUUUCUAUUCAUGGGAUUGAAGGCGCAUCUAACGAGCCUGGAGCUAAGACAGCCAUACCUGGCCGAGUUGUGGGAAAAUUUUCAAUCCGUCUGGUCCCUCACAUGGACAUGUCUGUGGUGGAUAAGCAGGUAAAGCAGCAUCUUGAAUAUAUAUUUUCCAAAAGAAAUAGUUCCAACCAGAUGGCCGUCUCCAUGGUAUUAGGACUACACCCGUGGAUCACAAAUGUCAAAGAUAAUCAGUAUCUUGCAGCAAAAAGAGCCAUCAAAACAGUGUUUGGAACAGAGCCUGAUAUGAUCCGGGAUGGGUCAACCAUACCAAUUGCCAAAAUAUUCCAGGAUGUUAUCCAAAAGAGCGUGCUGAUGAUGCCGCUGGGGGCCGUGGAUGACGGGGAGCACUCUCAGAAUGAGAAAAUCAACAGGUGGAACUACAUAGAAGGAUCCAAAUUAUUUGCUGCCUUUUUCAUAGAAAUGGCGAAGCUGCCUUAAUAAUGACAGGACCCUGACCGCUUAGGUCCUGACGUGGCCCUGACACCUCAUCUCUCCAUCUGGUGACUGUCAGGAUUCACACCACCUGUGCUUUUAUCACACAUUCCUUUUAUCUGAGGAAUAAAAAUAUUGGUCUCCUCCGUCAGUGCCCAUGGUGUCAAGAGUUGCUAAAGCCUCACACUAUGUGAACCUCUGCUUCCCCUUCAUUUAUAUUUCCUGCUUCUUGAGAAGGUCUGAAAUGGAAACGGUCCAUAUUCCAAACCUUAAGCCAUUGGGAUUACUUGUGUGAAGAUGAGGACUUUUUAUUCCGAGCUUCUUUACCUUUGCUGUGAUUGUUGCCGACCACAACCGCCCCUGCCUCCUGUUCUUUCUCCCAAGCCCCCCACUAAAGGCCUCUCUCCCCAGCAUCAUCUGCAUGCAUGUGCGUCCCCACAGCAAAAUCAAUCCUGGUAGUUUUCUCCCACCCCUCUGGAAUAUUGCCCAACGACAACAUCUCAAUUGCUCAAAGCUUUUAAUAGCAUCCAUUUUAGAUAGAGAACUAAUCAGCCCUGACACCAGUAACACAUUCUAAAUUUAAAGCCAUCAGCUAAUGUUGCAUUCAUUAAUCAUUUUAGUUAACCAUCUUGUUUGGCCUGAUUGAAUUUGAUGGUGUAAACAAAAAAUAGAAUGUAAUUUUUCGACAGCUGAUUGUUAUGUAAACAAAUCAGUUCAAUCUUUAUAAAUUCAUUAUUUAAAUCA